UACUUCUUAUCAUCAUCAUCAUCAUCAUCAUCAUCAUCAUCAUCAUCAUCAUCAUCAUCAUCAUCAUCAUCAUCAUCAUUAUCAAGAACUACGACGACCACGACCACGACAACUGCAGCGAAGAUUUGGAAAUUCGUGCAAGAAAGGAUAUAUGCUUUGCAUUACAAGGACACUGGGGAGGGAGGGGGAAUACUAGCAUGGCAAUAAACUAAUAAUAAUAAUAACAAUAAUAAUAAUAACCACAUCAACAACAAUAAUAAUGAUAGGGGGUUCUUAGCAUCUAAGGUCACUUGUUGUAGCCCGAUGUAAGUAUUUUUUUUAUAACAGUAUAAUGUGUAGUUUGUAUAAUAAUAAUAAUAAUAAUAAUAACAACAACAAUAAGAAUGAUAGGGGGUUCUUAGCAUUUAAAGUUACUUGUAGCCCGAUAUAAGUAUUUUUUAUAACACUAUAAUGUGUAGUGUGUAUAAUAAUAAUAAUAAUAAUAAUAAUAAAUAAUAAUAAUAAUAAUAACAACAACAAUAAGAAUGAUAGGGGGUUCUUAGCAUUUAAGGUUACAUGUAGCCCGAUGUAAGUAUUUUUUAUAACACUAUAAUGUGUAGUGUGUAUUAUAAUAAUAAUAAUAAUAAUAAUAAUAAUAAUAAUAAUAAUAAUAAUAAUAAUAAUAACAACAACAAUAAGAAUGAUAGGGGGUUCUUAGCAUUUAAGGUUACUUGUAGCCCGAUGUAAGUAUUUUUUAUAACACUAUAAUGUGUAGUGUGUAUAAUAAUAAUAAUAAUAAUACUAAUAAUAAUAAUAAUAAUAAUGAUAAUAAUGAUAAUAAUUAAUGGCUGAAGUGACAAUAAAAUUAAGUAUAAUGUUGGCAACAGCAGUUGUUCUGAUAGUAAUAACUCUGUCCAUAUUUGUAGUGACAACGAAAGUAACAGUAACAACUACUACAAGUUGAAAACUGACCGUCAGUGGCGACGUUGCGUAAGCGCGGAAUUUAUCCUUAGCAGAGAACACGAUACCACAACAAUAAAAAACGGUCAUAAUACCAGCAACAACAACGACAACAUUACUCGCAUUGUUAACAGAACAACAAAAAAAAAAGAAAGAAAAAAGAACAAAGACUUGAAAACAGCUUAAUUUUAACAUCAGUGAUAACAUCAACAACAAAAACAACGAGUUUGUUAAGAAGAGUUCGUCGUUAGAACGAACUGCGAACACUUUACAAAAGAUUACGGGAAAAAAUAAGACGGAGGAUAAAAGAAGAUAAAUGAAUACGAACAGAGAAUUAUAAUCUUUGGAAAGAAAAUUCCGAUGAUCACAGUUGUUACGAUAAACCAGUCUUACAGGACUACACUAUAAAUACAUGAUUACACAUUCAUCUCGUUGUGCUUUUAUUGAUCUCAAAACCAAUUACUUCGGUGAAUUAUUUUGGUGGAUGCAUAUAUUAGUGACAACAGGCGUCGGAAUAUAUGAACGUUCUCCGCUUGUCCUGGGGCAAUAAAAAAAAAAGUUACACAAAAGAAGAUAAGCAGAAGACAGAAAAACACAGAACCAGAACCAAAACCAGAACAGCACGAAACCAAAAGCACUACAAGAGAAUUCAAAUUUAUUACACGUUCUAACGUAUAUUAAUAGUUAUAGAAUGAUAUCAAAUGGAAUAUUAAGGAAUUUCUGUUUAAAAACCAAAAGCUAUGGGUUUAUAUACAUUUAUAAAAGUUUCAUCUCUGCAGUCGUGUUUAUUCAAAAAUAUAUUGUCUUACCAAGAAAAAUUGAUAAUUCCUCAAUUAUCUCGGAAUUGUAGAAGUCGUAUACAAUAAAGUUUUAAUAGUUAUCGAUUUUAAUAAAUAUCCCUGUCCCCUCUGACAUUUGAAAUAUAACGAAAUCUUUCUGAACCAUGGAGCAAAAGUGGAGCACAGACCCUCCCGUUAAAACUACUGACAACAUCUCAGAAACAUUUCAUUCGACCACAGCAGGAGAUAUUCAUGAAGAUAAUACAACUUUACCAGUUAUUUGUAUGUUGUCUGUAUUUAGUGUUGUCGGAACGUUUGGAAACUCAAUUGUUCUUCAUGUAUUCUUACGCCGUAAAGACAAAGUAUCAUCGACAAUAUUCAUUUUAUCUCUCGCUGGAAUCGAUUGUAUAACAUGCUUGAUAAUCAUCCCUUUUACUGUAAUCAUGGAAUACAUCAAUUACGGGAUACAAUACGAAGCUCUUUGUAAGAUAUACAUAUUUCUCAUAACCUUCAAUGUUCCGCUCUCUUCUUUUGUUAUGGUGGCCAUUGCAUUUGACCGCUAUUUCUGCAUUUGUCAUUCACUGAGGAACAUAAUGAAUCGCAGAAAAGCCAAAAUCAUUAUAAUUGUUCUCAUAGUAUUUGCAGCAUGUCUCGGAACCAUUACAAGUUUAAUGCAUGCUGUUUACACAUUAAAAGAAAACAGAGGGGCUUACUUUAACGAUUCCUCUUUUCCAGCAGAUUGCUUCAUAGAUAACACGACCGAACCUUAUACUAUAGUUUGCAAAGGAUAUUACGAAUAUGAUUACGAAAUAAAUGCCUCACCAGAUGAACACGGAUUGCAGACUACCUCACAGCAAUCAUUACGAAACGCUUUCUCUUCUAUUAUGAAUACGACAAAGAAUAUAAUAACAUUUACAAACACUGGCACAGAUGCUACUUUUUACUACACGGGAUUUUGUCAACCCUCGGAAAUAUUGUUAAGCAGACGAUUUCGUCACAUUUAUCAAAAGAUAUACGCGUUUCUGUUUCUCGCUGAUUUCUGUAUAGUUCUAGUGUUAUAUGUUCUUAUAUAUCGUUUUCUAGUCACUCGUCGAAUUAGGAGACACAAGUCACGUUCACUUAGACGACUGACGAGUUUCAACGCUAAUGAGGAGGAAGGAGACACAACGGAAACAAGGUUUCUCGCCGAUAUGCCACGACCUUCACCGGUAGUAGUUGCGGCAGCAGCUGCUGUCGCUGCUGCUUCCUCUUCAUCGAGUAGCAUCAGACGUGUGGCGAUGAGGCAUAAAGUUCCUCCCAGAGAGCGGUUACUAAUGGCCAACGUUCGAACGGCUGCUAUGCUAUUCGUAGUCACUGUAGUAUUUAUUGUCGUAUUCCUUCCAGCAUGGCUAACAGCGAUGCAAUUGCUUCCGGCCAACAAAAUUAUAUUCAACUCAUAUUUUUUGUACAAUGUCGUCAAUCCAUUCAUAUACGCUUUCAUGAACCCGAUGUUUAAGAAAGAAUUGCAGAAAAUGUUAUCGUUCCGCAAACAGGUGAUCAGACCUCGCUGUCUCUGGUACACUGAUGUGCCAGCAUCCUGCUGAUCAUAGAGCAAUGGAUAAACACCUUGUAUUUUUCUAAGGCAAUGGGCUCAAAUCACACACGAAAAGAGACUUAUGCAACGAGGACCAUACAUCAUACAGUAUCAAACAUGAAAUCGUCACUUCAAUAAAAUCGGAUUCAUGGUCAUAUACAUAAUGUAAUUACAAACAGUAUAUAGAUAUGCAUAUAGAUAUAUAUAUAUAUAUAUAUAUAUAUAUAUAUAUAUACAGAGAUGAGAGCCAGAAAAUGGAAUUCACGAGAGCACUUGACUCAGAACCACUAAUAUCUUUUCACUCAUCAUGGGACCGUAUCUUACAGGCGAGAUGUGUAUAAUCAGUUGUCAUGCAUUAUAGGUGCGAUACGUUUGUUUCUAUCACAAUCCAUUUUAGUUAGUAUGGUAGUUCAUCUGUCCCCAUAAUUAACUGAGAUAGAAUGCAAGAAUUUUUCGCAUAUAAGCAAUAAAACCAUAAAAAUGCAUAAUAAAGUAAGCGGGUGGAAAGCUACGCAGAAAUAAAAUGCUCUGUUAGAAAACAUAAAGCGAAAUGGCAAGAAAAAGACCAACUCUUUCUUGAAAAGUUCCUUCUGUAGAAGUAUCUGCAUCUAUAAUGCAUGAAAAUCGAUUAUACAGGAUCUCACCUGUAAGGUACGGAUGUAAAACCAGUUGAAAUGAUUGUAGAGGCUCUGAAUAAAGUCUUGUGGAUUCA
Molecule: messenger RNA, 4003 nt
Organism: Octopus bimaculoides (California two-spot octopus)
Lineage: Eukaryota; Metazoa; Mollusca; Cephalopoda; Octopoda; Octopodidae
Biological process (GO): G protein-coupled receptor signaling pathway
Cellular component (GO): membrane
Molecular function (GO): G protein-coupled receptor activity
Source: RefSeq, a predicted model, not a curated record